CUAAUUUAGCACUUUGAGUCUCCAUUGAUCUGCCAAUAUUUUUAUUUUUUUAACACCAUAGGAGUUUAUUGCCAUUAAAAUAGAGUAUAUGUAAGACUUAUUUCCAUGAAUUAACCAAAUUAUACAUGUUUAUACUUCAGGUGACAACAGAAUCAGAUUCGCCCCCCUCAACAUCAGUAGGAAGAGGAAGGGGAAGAGGAAGAGGUCGAGGUCAAGGAAGAGGUCGAGGCACCAGAAGAGGCAGGCGUGUGUUCCAUGCAAGGCAACUGGAGGAAAGAGAAGAGGAAAAUCUCCAACAGCUUCACUUGGAGUGUAGCCAAAAGGCCACUGAACUUAUUGAUCAACUUUCUGCGGAGGAAGCAAAAGAACUGUUGAAUGAAAUGAGUUCCAUCACCCCAUCAGUUGUCCUUGAGGUCAGUGAUAUACUGACAAGGAGGAGAAAUCAAGAAAUGGGUCCACCACCACAACCUUCACCUGACAGAGAAGUCCCAGGCUGGUGUGUUUGCAACAACUGCAUGCAGAUGAAUACAGCAAUAGAAAGGGUGUGCUGCGAAAUGAGACCAGAGCUGUGCAUCAGCCUGAGGCCUGAAAUGAAUCUGUUGAUACUUGAUCCGUUCACGCUUCAUCUUCAACAAAGAUUUAGAAAUGACAUUUUUGCUCGAGAGGCUCACACCCCCCAAGAUAUCAACAAAUCAUUGAGACACAGUGCAUAUAGGCAGUACAUUCUGUGGGUUCAUGGACGUCUCCAUCGAGAGGACAGGAGAGUUGUACCUUCCUGUUGUGUGAAGGCCAUACGAAGGCGGUUCCCUGAUCCCAAUGGCCAGUACAAGGGAUUUGUGCCUGCUUUUGGUGUAGGAUGGUGAACCAUGUCCAAGUGGAAAAAACUACUGUUACAUUUUUCUUUCACAUGUACAUUUUACGAAAUGUUACUGUUCACUUCGUUGUUUAUUUAUGAUGUAUGUCUAUGCAUAAAAGGCCUCUCAACUUAAUUUGUGUCUUUCUUCUUUAUCCGA
Magallana angulata is the source of this 1013-nucleotide messenger RNA. RefSeq lists its product as uncharacterized. The coding region runs from base 126 to 863 and encodes 245 amino acids. The record is from RefSeq and is a predicted model, not a curated record. NCBI's taxonomy places the organism in Eukaryota, Metazoa, Mollusca, Bivalvia, Ostreida, Ostreidae. The transcript is spliced from 3 exons.